Cataglyphis hispanica is the source of this 2166-nucleotide messenger RNA. RefSeq lists its product as uncharacterized. The record is from RefSeq and is a predicted model, not a curated record. The transcript has 8 exons. Bases 492 to 1430 code for a protein of 312 amino acids. NCBI's taxonomy places the organism in Eukaryota, Metazoa, Arthropoda, Insecta, Hymenoptera, Formicidae.
GUGGCCGCCUUCUAGCUUCUGGCGCGUUGCUGUAUUAAAGUCUCAAUCUAUCUGCCGUGCCGCGAGCAAAUAGUUCUUCCGUUUUGGGAGUUCCUCUCACAACGAGAGUGCGAGAAUCAUCGUCCCUCUCCGCGAUCGAUGAUCAAGACGUUCGCAGCAAAGAUCGCGGUUGCGCGAGUGAUCGCGAAUAACAUCUUCGAAUGUGCGCGUCACACCGAUGAACUAUCGCGAUAAUUUAACGAGUGUAUCCUGCGGCUUUUUUUGAGGUCAAAGACCCUGCUGAUUGCGAGAGAAGGAAGCAACUCUGCGGCACGGAGAAAGAAGCGAUGAUAAAAGAAAUAAACAAGGGAGGGUGUUUGAUUGCGAAGAGUGCUCUGGAUAACGCAUUGGCUGACUGAACGGGUUUCUCAAACAAAAGUGAGCUGGAGGGCGCCCCACCUGCCUACAGGAGACUAAACUGAAAUACAAAUCGACCAAGUGAGAAAAACAUAAUGCGGGUAGUCUGCACAUUUUGCGGACUGUUCUUGGCCAUUGCCAUUGUCAAUUGCAGUCCUAUUGUCAAAAGAGAUGCGGAAGAGUUACCCCAAGAGGAUCUUAGUCCAUUAAACGAAGUCUACGUAUUCGAAGCCGAUGAACCCGAUGGCGAUAGAGGCGAUAGGGAUAAGAGAAAGAUUGGUCUCACACUUGGGAUAAAGAAUGGCAUCCUCAACUUCGUGUUCGGCAAAGUGGACUCCUUGCUGGACUCAAAGAUAAAAGCGAUCGAUGUUCUCGAAGAAUCCAACAGGGCGAAAAACGCCAUUUAUGGAAUUGAUGCUAGCAAGUCACGUACGACAGAAUUCGUCAAUGAUUUGGUGUCCAAGAAGAUUCAGUCCGCGACAAGCAGCAUAGGGCCGAUUAUAAACAGUGCGACGACACUCUUCUCAGGAGCUUCGGCUGGUUUGUCGAACGCAUUUGUCUCGAAAUUCGCUCCAUUAAGCUCGCUUUCCGGUGGUCUUUCCGGAGGUGCUGGUGCAGGUGCAGGAGGCGGAGGAUCGGCUCUUAUCGGCACUCUCCUGACCCAAGGGAUCGGCGCUUUGUCAAGUAUAAGCCAAAGUGGCGGUGGUCUGAGUGGAGGAGUCACUGCCGGCAAAAGCGCUACGAGUUCUGGUUCGCAGACCGGCACUGGAAUUAAUGUCGGAGCUUUCGCCAAUUUGGCAGGGAAGGUGCCUAUUACCACUACCACGGAUGAUACACCCGUUUUCGACAGAACUAGGGUGUCCUUGGAUAUACCAUCAAGAGCAUUCGGCACUGGUUUCACUUUAAUUACUAAUGUUAGCAAAAUCCUCAACAGUGUAAUCCUAAACUCGGCUCGCCGAACACAGACGUUCCUAGAGAUCUUCAAGCCGAUCUUCCGUGGUUCAUUCGCUAUAAAGGGUUUAUCGGAUAACUAGACGUCUCAUUUCCGUAUCCGUAGGGAUUAUUAUUAUACUAGGACUUAAUUGCUCAAUGACCAUUGUUUCGUAAAGAAACAAUUAGCAAGAUUUAGCAAGUUCCGAUCACAUAUUUUUUAGAUAAAUACCGUUGACUAGAACUUGUCAAUUUUAUUCCAAAGUUUUUGAUCGUAAAAGACUUUAAAUGUUAUUUUAGAAAUUAAAGUACGAUUUAAAUGUCUUAUCCUUGGUAGAAUAUUUUUCUGCUCAUAUUACACAAUUAUUAUUUAUGACGCCAUAUUAUUGUCUUAUCUUUUAUCUACUAUUCUUCUAUGAUCGUCAUCUAUUUGUUUGAGUUUGUUAUAUAUAAUCCAAAAAUUAGUGACGUAAGUGACAGACAAGUUUUUAAUGAUUAAAAACAUAUUACGUUUUUUUGUAUAUGAAAUAGAGAUAUUUAUACACACAUAUAUGUUAAUUAUUAAAUUAAAUUAUUAAUACAAGUAAAAAUUAUUUUUGAAAUAUUUUAGUCAAGUUUUUAAUUAAAUAGCAUGUAAUAAUAAAAUUCAAAGUACGAUAAAGUAGGAAAGUAGGAAAAAGAGCGAUAAUCAAACUAAUUUACAUCCCAUAAAAUUAAUUCCAUGCAAUUAUAAUUGCAAGCGUGAAGAAUCUCAGAAAGUUUCUCAAUAUACAUCAAUUUGUAACUUAAUACCAUUGCCAUAAUCUAUUGAUCAUUAAUAAAAAAAUAUCAUUGCGUAAA